Molecule: messenger RNA, 2263 nt
Organism: Hippocampus comes (tiger tail seahorse)
Lineage: Eukaryota; Metazoa; Chordata; Actinopteri; Syngnathiformes; Syngnathidae
Gene: pgm2l1
Product: phosphoglucomutase 2-like 1
Exons: 12
Coding region: 148-2028 (626 amino acids)
Biological process (GO): carbohydrate metabolic process
Cellular component (GO): nucleus
Molecular function (GO): magnesium ion binding; glucose-1,6-bisphosphate synthase activity; intramolecular phosphotransferase activity
Source: RefSeq, a predicted model, not a curated record
GGACUUGACUGUCCAACUUUUUUUUUUUUUUGUUUCGUUUUUUUCGAUGACGCCGCUGAUCGGUUUCGCAUCAGACUUAGCAAUAGCUUUAGCAAUAGCAGGGUAACGUCGUCACGAUGGCACUGAGCUCGCCAGUCUCGGGUCGGCAUGGGCGACGCUGAGCGGGACGGCGGAGCCGCGGAGGCCGAGCAGAGGCCGCCGAGCAGCGGGGAUGAGAAGGUGGACGAGGCGCUGCGCCGCUGGAUGCGCUGGGACAAGAACGAGUGGACUCGGGCGCAGACGGUCGCCUUGCUCGGGUCGGCGAGCGUGUCCGAGCUGCAGCGCCGGUUCUGCUCCACGUUGACUUUUGGCACCGCCGGUCUGAGAGCGCCGAUGGGUGCAGGGUUUAGCCGCAUCAACGACCUCACCGUCAUCCAGUCCACGCAGGGUUUGUGCGCCUACCUGCUCAAGUGUAUUCCAGAUGCGGCCCGCAGAGGCGUAGUGGUGGGCUUUGACACCAGGGGGCAGCCAGAGAGCGGCUGCAGCAGUCAGUGGCUGGCGUCACUGACGGCGGCCGUGAUGCUGAGCAGAGAGGUCAGCGUGCAUCUCUUCUCCAGCUACGUGCCAACGCCGUACGUGCCCUUCGCCGUCAAGGAACUGGGCGCGGCGGCGGGCGUGAUGGUCACGGCGUCUCACAAUCCCAAAGAGGAUAACGGCUACAAGGUGUACUGGCGCAACGGCGCUCAGGUGACGUCGCCGCACGACGCCGCCAUCAUGGCGAGCGUGAAGGAGCAUCAGGAGCCCUGGAGCGCCGCCUGUUGGGACGUUAGGCUGGCGCAGCACAGCCCGCUGAGGAGCGACCCGCUGAGGCACGUCGAUGCCGCCUUCAUGCGUGCCGUCGCCAGCCUCUGCUGGCACAGGGAGGCCAAUUCGAGAUGCCAGCUCAAGUUCGUGCACUCGUCUUUCCACGGCGUUGCUCAUGACUUCAUCCAACGAGCUUUUGCCACCUUCGGGUUUGAAUCGCCGCCCAUUCCCGUCCCCGAGCAGAAAGACCCUGACCCUCAGUUCCCGACUGUGCGCGUUCCCAACCCCGAAGAGGGACACUCUGUCCUGGAGCUGUCUUUUCGUCUGGCCGAGCGGGAGAACGCCGCCGUGGUCCUGGCGACCGAUCCGGACGCGGACCGUCUGGCGGUGGCGGAGCUGAGCGACGGCGGCGAGUGGAAGGUGUUCUCGGGAAACGAGCUGGCGGCCUUGCUCGCGUGGUGGAUGUUGUCGUCGUGGAAGAGCACGGCUGGCGACGGUGCCGACCUGCGGGAUGUCUACAUGCUCACCACCGCCGUCUCCUCCAGGAUCCUCCACUCGAUGGCCCGGCAGGAAGGAUUUCAUGUCGAGGAAACGCUUCCCGGCUUCAAGUGGAUCGGCAACAGAAUUCAGGAGCUCACAGCAGAGGGAAAGACCGUCUUGUUUGCCUUUGAAGAAUCCAUCGGUUUCCUGUGCGGCAGUCGGAUUCCCGAGAAGGACGGCGUGAGCACGGCCGUCGUGGUGGCCGAGAUGGCGGCCGACCUCCGUGACAGGAAGCUCAGCCUCCAGCAGCAGCUGCAUAACAUCUACCAAAUGUACGGCUAUCACAUGUCGCGGACAUCGUACGUCAUCUGCAACGACGGCGUCACCAUUGGCCGCAUUUUUGCUCGCCUCAGAGACUUUGGCGGCGGCGGUGGCGGCCCGUAUCCCGCCACCUGCGGCGGGAUACGCGUCGUCCACGUGAGAGACGUCAACAGGGGAUUCGACAGCAGCCAGGCGGACAGCCGCUCGGUACUUCCCAUGAGCAGGAGUGGUCACAUGAUCACCUUCACGCUGGAGAACGGCGUCGUGGCCACGCUGAGGACGAGCGGCACCGAACCCAAAAUCAAAAUUUACACUGAAUUGUGCACCGCGCCCGGAACCAGCGUCGUGUCUGGCCUGGAGGCGGAGCUUCGGAAGGUGACGGACGCGCUGCUGGAUGACUUCCUGGAGCCCGAAAAAAACGACUUGAUUCGCCGCGCUGUCUAGCUCCACCCCCUGUCGUGAUGUCACUUGCUGUUCCGUUUCAUCGCGUACUCAAAAGAAUCGAACGGCAAAGCUGGAAGUGGCUACGGUGAUGGUGACAAAUCCAAAGUGAAUGUUUACAUGCGUGGAGCGUGAAAAGAUGAUUCUACCUUUUAUUUAUUUUUCUAACGUUGCAGCUUCCUGUGUAAGCAAACAUUUCAUGUGUCGCAAUAAAGCCGGCUUAGUUCAAAGGCGAAAA